This is a messenger RNA of Dictyostelium purpureum, 1209 nucleotides long. RefSeq lists its product as uncharacterized. The coding region runs from base 1 to 1209 and encodes 402 amino acids. The record is from RefSeq and is a predicted model, not a curated record. The transcript has a single exon. Lineage: Eukaryota; Evosea; Eumycetozoa; Dictyosteliales; Dictyosteliaceae.
AUGAUAUCAAUUAUAAUAAGAAAUAAUAGAAAUAUUUUAAAACCAUCAUCAGUUUUAUUGAGAGGUUAUUGUUCAAAAAAUAAUGGAUUAAGUACCGAAAUUAAUGAUUUACCAAUUUAUUAUCAUCGUGAUUUACAUUCAAAUAAAGAUAUCUAUUUAAUUGGUUCCAUUCAUGUCAGUAAAAAUUCAGCAUAUCAAGUACAAAAAUUUAUUCAAGAUAUUAAACCAGAUACAGUUGUUUUGGAACUAUGCGAAGAAAGAUACCAAAAGAUUAAAAAGGAUUUAUAUUCACAAGAUCUCAGUACCUAUGAAAAACAAGAAAUGCCUAAAAUUCCAUUUUUAGAAUCUCUUGGUGGGGGUUUUUUACCAGGAAACUUUUUGGAAAUGGCCAAAAGAUUUUAUAAAGGUAUUAGAAUGCUAGGUUUAACACCAGGUUUAGAAUUUUUAUUUGCAAUUAAAGAGGCUAAUAAAUUGGGUGCCAAUAUUGUAUUGGGUGAUACAAGCGGAAGAGAUACUAUUGCAAAGGUUACAGCUGCUAUGAAGAGUGAAAUUAUGCCAAAGCAAGAUAGUUAUGAGCUUGGAAAACUUAGUCAAUAUUUAGGCCCAAUCUUUGAAAAACUUUCAAAAGACAAUGUAACAGAAAAGGAACUCGAAGACGAAUUUAAAAAACUUUUAAAUAAUAAAACAUUAAAAGAAAUUAGAACCAUCUUUGAAAAAGAACUACCAUUCACCUACGAAGCCAUUCUUUUAGGUAGAGAAAGAAAUAUGGUUAGAUCAAUUAAACAAUCAAAAGGUAACACAAUUGUCACUGUUGCUGGUGCACUUCAUAUUGAUGGUAUCAAAGAAUUAUUAAACUUGCCACUCGAUAAAAUCCCAACACCUUUACCACCACCACCACAAUCCGCAAUCAACUCAAUGUUGUCUGGUCUCUUAUCUGGUGAUAUGAAUAGUUUAAAUAAUAAUAAUAAUAGCAAUAGUAAUAGUAAUAAUAAUAUUGGAAAUAUAAAUAAUUUAUUAAAUAAUGACAAUAUAAAAAAUAUGUUAAAUAAUGACAAUUUUAAAAACAUGUUAAAUAAUGACAACUUUAAAAAUAUGUUAAAUAACAACAAUAACUUUAACAACUUAUUAAAUAAUAACAAUAAUAGUAGUAAUAAUAAUGUUAGUAAUAUUAAAAAUUUAUUUGGUAAAUUUUUAAAACCAAAAGAUUAA